This is a messenger RNA of Malus domestica (apple), 1383 nucleotides long. RefSeq lists its product as uncharacterized. NCBI's taxonomy places the organism in Eukaryota, Viridiplantae, Streptophyta, Magnoliopsida, Rosales, Rosaceae. The record is from RefSeq and is a predicted model, not a curated record.
AAUAUUCAGAAAUUCAUAUUUUCCAGAAAAAAAAAACCGUCAGUCUUCUCCAAAACUCCAAAUCCUCUGAUAAAUCCUGAAAGUCCUCCAAGUAAGCUGAAGAACCCGAUCCUCCAUCUCCUACAUAAACCCUAAACCCUAAAUACUGAAAUCCUCAUCCCAAUGUCACACAAAUCCCUGGAUUCACGGCACUCCGUCGAUUCCUGCGCGUUCCAGCUCCAUGGCUGGAGACCUUUCCAGCUGCAGCAGCAGCAGCAUCAGACCUCCACGCCCACCUCCAAAACCCUAGACUCCUCCGAUCCCAAAUCCAAUGGCCUCGUCGUCCACACCAAGCGCCCCUGCCUCUCCAACCGGAUGACUUCUUUUUCUAUCGAUGCCGUCGACAUGUCCCGGCUGACCUUGGUCGACGACGACAGGACGAUCUCCGGCGGACACCAUACUAGGAACGGGAGCUUCCGGUUCAUCGCGAAGAAGCGGCGGCGUCGUGGGUCGAGGUCGGUUUCCGGCAGGAGUAGUGAGCGGAGUGGGACCCGGAGGUGCUGCUCGGUUGGGGCUUCGGCGGCGUAUGGGACGUGUUCGGAUUUUCCGGUGGCGGUGGGGACGGACUCGAGUGGGGAGCUGUUUGGGAAUGGGGAUGCGAAUUGGGCGUCGGAUGUGAGUGAGGCGAGGAAUUCGAGGAAGGAGAGAGAUGGCGGUGGGGGGAGUGGAGAGAAGGAGAAUGUGGGUGUUGGGUUUGGUCCCAUCGGGGGUAUUGAUGCUCAGGGGAAUGAGUCCGGGUACGGCAGUGAACCGGGUUAUCGUGGGGACGCGGAGUUAGGCUAUGGCGAUGAGUUUGAUGAGGAGGAGGAGGAUACUCGGGUAUUGUUUUGGAGCGAUCAAUUUGGAGAUGCUGAUUCUAUGAUGGAGACAGUGGGGGAGAACACAUUUGCGGAUCAAAAGUCCCAUCACAGAUGUCGGCGUAAGAAGCACGAUUGCAGAAUGGUUGAUGCACUGAGGUAGCCGUAUUGAUUGGAGCAUACAAACGGCUUCUAUAUAUCAUUUUUCUCGGUAAGCAAAGGUUCCUUUGUAUCAUUUAGGCAUCGGCUUUCUAUUCAGAAGGAAGGAUGUUGGCAACCUGAUGGAAUCUGUGUGUGCUCUAAUCACUGCUGUCACACUUGUCGGGUCCAUUUGGAGAGUGAGAGGUUUUGGUGUAUAUACGCAAUUUUGCAUUCUAAAAUCGUGUGCAAAGGAUUAUGAAUGUGCCAUUAGACUCGCUAACGUCUGAAUGCAGGAUGAAUUCAUAUGGACGUUUCUGGUGAGUUUGUAGGGUUCGCCGGUUCCGAAAGUAGACCGGGCUGAACUUACAUUACCAUUAUAUUAAUAAUGCCACAAUUGUUCUUUAAA